Messenger RNA from Cryptosporidium ubiquitum, 1719 nucleotides. RefSeq lists its product as uncharacterized. NCBI's taxonomy places the organism in Eukaryota, Apicomplexa, Conoidasida, Eucoccidiorida, Cryptosporidiidae. The record is from RefSeq and is a predicted model, not a curated record. The transcript has a single exon. The coding region runs from base 1 to 1719 and encodes 572 amino acids.
AUGGUAUCUUGCUUUGGGAAAAGAAGGAUAAGUCCUAAUAAAUCAUCACUUUCUGAAAUUAAUGUGUAUCCACCGCCAAUUAAAAUUCAGAAAUCACUGGUGAUUCCAGGAUUUAUUAGAGAAGGAAGGCAAUUAUCGAGAACAUUGAGUUUAUACUUAGAUGUUGAAGAUUCUAUUUCAGCUUCAAACUCUGAAUCUUCUUUAGAAAACAGACUUGAAAAGUCUUCAACAAAAAAUGAUUUGUUAAAAGAAGAUUUAUCUUUUAAAAACUACUAUCAAUAUUUGGAUCUUGAUUAUGACAACCACCAGAAUCCUGAUCCUUAUACAGAUCGAAACCUAGAUCCCGAGAAUGAAUUUGAUUCAGCUCUCAAAUACAAAAAAUCAAAUUCAAAUAAUUAUAACAAAAAUCCCAGAAAUGAAACUGUUCAGGCCUUUAAUCGUAAGUCAGCUAUUGCAAAAGCUGGUAAUAACAUAAUUGUUAAUCCAGUAAAUAUUAAGCCUAGAGAAAUAAAAAAGGUGAAUAAUAACCAAAAUAAAGUUGAUUUAUCUGAUAAUUUGAUUAAAUCCACCAAUUCUUUUAAAGAGAGUAAGGAAGAUGCAACAUCUUCUGAUUAUAACUUCAAAGAUCUUUAUUUUAAUGAUUAUAGUGCAUCUAAUGAUUAUAUUGAGAAAUAUGUAACUGGAAAAAAGAAUAUGGGGGGUUUAGAUAAUGAUUUAAAAGAUAAGAACAUUUAUUCAGUAAUUAAUGAGCCAGUUUCUGCUAAUAAAGGUAAACUCAUUUCAAAUAAACAUACUCCUAUAACCCAAACUAAAAAUAACAACCUUCCAGGAGGCAGAAAAAGGCUAUUUUCGGCUCCAAAUGAACCAAUUAUUCACACAGAGCAAUCCCUAAAUGAGAGGUUAGAGAAUAAACAGGUAACUAAAAAAACCGAAAAUAGACAUAGAUCACCAUCUCUGAGAAUUCUAGCACAAAGUGUGAUUAAUCUAAUGAAAAAAAGAGGAAGUAAAGGACUUGACGAAGGAAAAGAAGUCAAGUCAGUUAAUGAAAUGCUUAAGAAUAUGGAAAUUCAAAGUUCAGAUUCAUCUGAGGCUACUUUAUCUAGAUCACCAAAUUCCACAGUUGGUUCCAAUUCUCCUUCCGUAAUCUAUCAAGAAUUUAACUCUGCUAGUGAAUUAAUUCAAAAGUUGGGUAGUGACUCCAAAAAACAAGUUUCAUUUGAAAUGGAUCUUAAAAAAUCAGACAAAAAGAGAUCAUCUAAAGUUUCAAAAAAAUUCUCAAAUCUAUUUGGAAGAAAAGAACCUUCAAAAUCCAAAUCAAAAAUUGAAUUUACUAAAAAGUUAUCAGAUUCCAAGAGAGACUACCCUAAUAAUGAUAAUGAUGUUGGCAAUUAUAAUAGUAAUACUAAAAAUAAUAUUAUUUUCUCGGAAGAUGGAAUUUCUAAUACAAAUCAUGGAGAAUUUAAACAAAUUGAGGAAUUCAGUGUUCCAAUUAAUUUAAUAAAAUCUGGAUCCAGUGAAACUCUUGAUUCCAACUUUUCAUUAGACCAAAGAGUUGCAAGAACUUAUGAUAUGCAAAUUCUUACAUACGAUCAAACUCCUAUACCAAUUCCAAAUCUUCCCAGAGGAAGAAAGCUUCAAUCUCUAGAAAAUCUCGAGAAUUGCUAUCUUAUUGUUAGCCCAAAUAUACCAAAUAUACUUUCAUCAUGUUAUUGCAGGUAA